AUGGUAAGAGAUCUCCUUGUUCCGGGGUGUAUUAAUAUCACAGAGCAGAAGGGCAGGGUCCAAAUUUUCUGGUCUGAGGAGCAAUUAUUGGUUUUCUUCAAAGGUUAUGACAAGGAUGGAGAUGGCAGACUUACCAAAGAUGAGUCCAAGGCAGCCUUCGAUAAACUUGGGUCGCGUUGCAGCACUUUCAGAACUUGGAGAGCACGAUGCCAUGCAGAUACCAACAGCAAAGACAGGUCCAUCCUCAACGUCGACGACCUUGUCAAAUAUGCCCUAAAACGUGGCUAUAAACUCUGA
Prunus armeniaca (apricot) is the source of this 297-nucleotide messenger RNA. Lineage: Eukaryota; Viridiplantae; Streptophyta; Magnoliopsida; Rosales; Rosaceae. The record is from the annotation of a GenBank genome assembly.